UACACUUGAAAUUUUGUUGGAAAACCUAUCACUCAAUAUGACUGACUCUAAUGCAUUAUUGGAUAUGAUGGAAGAUUAUAGCGGUGAGAUAUUUGAAAAUACAACAUUCCCUUUCCUAAAUGACACCAGUGAUGACUACAAGUAUCAAACAUUCAAUGCAACAAAUACAACCUUUAAUCAAAUUUUCGAAGUAGGUAUCAAUGGAACUAAAACUGACAAGGAAAAGGCGACACUCAAUCAGGUCAUCAUCAUUAUAGUUGUGUCGAUGACAGUUCUGGUUAUUUUAAUAAUGUUAAUGAUAGAAAAUGUGAAAAACAUGGUUAAAGGAAGUCGUCAAGCCUACUCAUCAUUUGGUUUGCAAAGAGCACAACCCAGGCGAAACAAUCCAACUUUGUGUACUAUUCCAGAAGAAGUAGAGAUGGUACCGACAACAUCCUGUGAUACCACUAGACCUCAAGUAAGUGAGAGGAGGCAGAGGACUACUCGGUCUGGAAAGACAGUUACAUUCGCUGAUGAAACCAUUGUAGUACCAGCUACCCCAAAACAAUUAAGAACUUCUGAUACAGAAAGGAAUGAAAUACGAGAAAACUCUAGUGACUUCAAACCAUGAAAUUGAGGUGGAUAUAGAAGCAGGUCCCUCAGGAAAUGAUCAUGAUAAUAUUCCUUUCAUUGAUGAAGAAUAAACAAAAACUUUCUGGUUUAAACUGAACAUGGAUCAUGAGUCUACUGUGCUGUUGAUUGGUCUACUGUUGUUUUAAAUGUUACAAGUUUCACAAUGAUAUCUUUAAAAAGAGCUUGUACAAUCAAUAAUGACUGUUGGCAUAUUUUUUUAAUUCUUACUAAUUAAAACUAAUGCAUUUAUACAAGAGCUACAAACAAAAACAUCCAGGAAUAAUAGGAACAACAGAACAACAGGAAAAGUGAACAGAACAUUCAGUUCCAGUUAAAAAGACCUAUUGUACAAUUAAGGAGUGUUUAAUUGAUUUAGGGUUAAGUAAGUUAAGAAAAAACUUUCCUCUGCAAAGAGUAUAUCUUUUGUCUCUGCCCCAAGCUGAUACAUGGUUCAUUUGUCAUUUUAUUGUUUAUUUGUCUGUAUUUUUUAUGGUUAUAUUUAUAAUUUUGGUUUUAUAACAUACUGUUUUGUGUUUAAUUAUUAUAUGGGGCUCAUUUGACUUACAAUGACUACUUUACUUAUUUGCUGACAUUUUGUUAUUUAUAUAUUAACUUUUUACUUAAAUAUUUAUCUUUGUUUGGAAGAUAAAGAAUUUUUUCAUUUAAUUGUUGUUAUGUAUAAAGCAUACAAGGAAUUAUUAUAUCAUGCUCAGGUACAACUUGAGUACUACAGUUAUUGUAAAAUUGUGUGUAUUAAUAAAUUGUUUUUAA
Homalodisca vitripennis (glassy-winged sharpshooter) is the source of this 1383-nucleotide messenger RNA. RefSeq lists its product as uncharacterized. NCBI's taxonomy places the organism in Eukaryota, Metazoa, Arthropoda, Insecta, Hemiptera, Cicadellidae. The record is from RefSeq and is a predicted model, not a curated record. The transcript is spliced from 3 exons. The coding region runs from base 38 to 610 and encodes 190 amino acids.